AUGAGCAAGCCUCGGCCCCGGCGCAAGUCUAGCAGUCUUGGAGGAGAGCCACGGGGUGAUACGGGAGUCGGUGCUCUCGCGACCUUGACCUCCUUGCCGCAGCGUACACCGACACCUACACAAGAGAAGCCUACACGAACAUCGAAGCGUCGCAAAGCACGCAGCCUCCUCAAGCGCUAUGUACGCGUCUCCCUUCGACACACCUGGCUGAACCCGUUGAUCCUCAUGCUCCUGGUCCUGGGUCUCUACGCCGUCAAUCCCUCCACCUCGAACCCCUUCUACAACUGCAUCUUCCUCGCCUACCCUCUGGACACCCCGGCCGGCGAGCCUACGCAAUAUGGCAAGGGCAAGGCCGAUUUCGCAUUCGUCGCUUUCUACACCAUCGUCCUCAGCUUCACUCGCGAGUUCCUCAUGCAACGCAUGAUCCGCCCUCUAGCCAUCCGCCUCGGCAUCCAGCGCAAAGCAAAACAAGCACGUUUCAUGGAGCAAUUCUACACUGCCAUUUACUUUGCCAUUUUCGGUCCCUUUGGCUUGUACGUCAUGCGCCGCUCGCCAGUGUGGUAUUUCAACACGACAGCCAUGUUCGAAGGAUUCCCUCACCGCAGUCAUGAAGCUGUGUUUAAAGCUUACUAUCUGUUGCAAGCGAGUUACUGGGCUCAACAGGCUAUUGUAUUGUUGUUGAUGCUGGAGAAGCCGAGAAAGGAUUUCAAAGAGCUGGUUCUGCAUCAUGUGGUUACGCUCGCUUUGAUCUGGCUGAGCUACCGUUUCCACUUUACAUAUAUGGGAAUUGCCGUUUACAUCACCAUGGACAUUUCCGACUUCUUCCUCGCUACAUCAAAAGUCCUCAACUACCUCAACUCCCCCGUUACAGGCCCUUACUUCGGCCUCUUCAUCGGCGUCUGGUUCUACCUCCGCCACUACCUAAACCUACACAUCCUCUGGGCCGUCCUGACCACCUUCCGCACCGUGGGCCCCUUCGAACUCAACUGGGAAACCCAACAGUACAAAUGCUGGAUCUCGCAGAUAAUAACAUUUUCCCUGCUUUUCGCCCUGCAAGCCGUCAACGUCUUUUGGUUUGUGCUUAUUUUGAGAAUCGCGUGGAGGUUUGUCAGGAGCAGUGUUGCCAAAGACGAGAGGAGUGAGGAUGAAGAGGAGGAUGAGGAUGUGGUGGAAGAGCAGGAGAAGGAGAGGAUGAGAGCUAGUAUCCCUAGUGUUGAACUCAAUGGUGAGAAAUUGGUCGGAGCCACUGGUAGGGAUGCUACGCCUGAGGGGUUGAAGAGGAGAGCAUAA
Messenger RNA from Aureobasidium pullulans EXF-150, 1290 nucleotides. Its product is annotated as acyl-CoA-dependent ceramide synthase. Gene Ontology annotation, cellular component: membrane. Gene Ontology annotation, biological process: ceramide biosynthetic process. The transcript is spliced from 3 exons. The record is from RefSeq and is a predicted model, not a curated record. NCBI's taxonomy places the organism in Eukaryota, Fungi, Ascomycota, Dothideomycetes, Dothideales, Saccotheciaceae. Gene Ontology annotation, molecular function: sphingosine N-acyltransferase activity. The coding region runs from base 1 to 1290 and encodes 429 amino acids.